This is a messenger RNA of Calliphora vicina (urban bluebottle blowfly), 638 nucleotides long. Its product is annotated as U3 small nucleolar ribonucleoprotein protein IMP3. Gene Ontology annotation, molecular function: rRNA binding; structural constituent of ribosome; snoRNA binding. The record is from RefSeq and is a predicted model, not a curated record. NCBI's taxonomy places the organism in Eukaryota, Metazoa, Arthropoda, Insecta, Diptera, Calliphoridae. The transcript is spliced from 3 exons. Gene Ontology annotation, biological process: ribosomal small subunit biogenesis; rRNA processing. Gene Ontology annotation, cellular component: small-subunit processome; small ribosomal subunit; Mpp10 complex. The coding region runs from base 41 to 586 and encodes 181 amino acids.
UUUAUUUUUUUUAGAAGAUUUUCGUAAAUAAAACAACAUCAUGGUGAGGAAAUUGAAAUUUCAUGAACAAAAACUUUUGAAAAAAGUUGAUUUUAUAACAUGGAAAGUGGACAAUGGUGGUCAGGAAAACAAAAUUCUUCGACGUUAUCACAUACGCAAAAGGGAAGAUUAUACAAAAUACAAUAAAUUGUCUCGCCAGAUACGAGAAUUAGUUGAAAAAAUUGCAAAGUUGGAGAAAACUGAUGCUUUCAAAUCAGAGGCUUCGUAUAUGUUAUUGGAGAAAUUGUUUGGUAUGGGUCUUAUAGGCGAUAAAACAAAUUUGGAAGUCGCAAGUAAAGUAUCGGCCAGCUGCUUUUGUCGCCGACGUUUACCUGUUGUUAUGGUGAAAAAUAAACUUUCGGAAAAUAUUAAAAAUGCUACAGAUUUAGUGGAGGGCGGUCAUGUAAGAGUGGGCACAGAAAUGGUUAAAGACAUUGCUUUCUUGGUUUCUCGUAACCUUGAAGACUUUGUAACAUGGGUAGAUGGCUCCAAAAUCAAACAACAUGUUAUGUCCUACAAUGAUUUACGAGAUGACUUUGAAUUAUAAUUUACAUUUUGGCACUUAACUAUUAAAAAAAAAUAUUUUCAAAAAACAAAAA